This is a messenger RNA of Penicillium odoratum, 6411 nucleotides long. Its product is annotated as putative SNF2 family helicase. The record is from RefSeq and is a predicted model, not a curated record. Bases 1 to 6411 code for a protein of 2136 amino acids. The transcript has 3 exons. NCBI's taxonomy places the organism in Eukaryota, Fungi, Ascomycota, Eurotiomycetes, Eurotiales, Aspergillaceae. Gene Ontology annotation, molecular function: ATP binding; ATP-dependent chromatin remodeler activity; methyltransferase activity.
AUGGUGCCUCGCGUUGGACGCGGCCAUGGUAGGAAAAACCUCACCUCCCCUCUCCAGCAAUCCACUGAAGAGGAUUCUCAGCAGCCAGACCCAGCUGCUUCUUCAACUACGACUGGCACUCAGCCAAAGCCAGGCGCACCGGAGUUUGUCCAUGGUACCUUAACGAAAACCAAACGUCACUACAUCGCGGGGAAUCUGCCUCCGAUGUCCAAUAUCGAGGAUAUCUUUACUGAUCUUGCCCAGAAGGCUUUAAGCCUGGGACUUGAUAUGGUAAUUCAGUCACUGAAUGGUAGACUACUCCGUGUUGCGACCAUGUGCUCAGGGACGGAGAGUCCCUUAUUUGCCCUUCAAAUGAUCCAGCAAGCUCUUGAUGGGCUUAGCACUGACGGCAAGCGAUUCCGGGUCGAGCAUGCUUUUAGCUGCGAGAUCGUUCCGUUCAAACAAGCAUAUAUUGAGCGGAACUUUGAGCCACCACUCCUCUUUCGAGACAUCUGCCAAAUGGGUGGCGACGAGGCUCAAACGGCAUAUGGCACCCUGGCGAAAAUUCCCGGGGAUGUCGAUAUCCUAGUCGCUGGAACCGCAUGCGUCGACUUCUCUCGACUGAAUGUCAACAUGGACGCCAACAACGAAAGCGGAGAAUCCAUCUCCACUUUCAAUGGCAUGUUGAUGUACUGUUCGAAGUACCGACCCCGACUGGUCAUUUGUGAGAACGUGAUAGCAGCCCCCUGGGAAAAAUUCGAAAACGCUUGGUCAGGAAUUGGCUAUUCCGCAAAACACGCCACGCUCGACUCCAAGCACCACUACAUGCCACAAACCCGGCAACGUGGAUACUUGGUCGCAGUCGAUGAGGGCCGUAUGAAUACGCCAGCCACUGAUCGCCUCGCUAUCCCACUGGACGCACUGAACCUGAUAACCAAGUUUCGCCGCCCGUGCAGCUCACCCACAAGUUCAUUCUUGUUGGGCGCAGAUGACCGGAAGUUGGAGCAGAUCGAAAAGGAUCUCUCUAACCGCUUGGAAGCCAGUUCUUGCCGUGCCGAGGUGGCCUGGGACUCGUACAAGAUGCGUCACCAAAAGUGUCGCGACGAGUUACCAGCGAACGAUCAGCGACCUAUCAGUCGUUCGAAUCCAGGAGGAAAAAGCUGCCAGGGACCAGAUUAUUUCUGGUGCCCUUGGUUCAAGCUACAGGUGGAGAGAGUCACGGAAACGCUCGACAUCAAAUUCUUGACAUCGCUAAGCCUCGGAUUUGAUUUCCAGUACAAGGAGCGUUACAUCGACUUGUCACAAGGUGUUGGCCGCAGCGCCGAGAAUACCACUGCGUUCGGGACAAUCGGUUGCUUGACUCCGUCGGGUAUGCCGUUUUCGACUCUUCGUGGUGGCCCUCUGACAGGACUUGAAGCUUUGGCACUCCAAGGUCUCCCCAUUGACCGAAUGAUUCUGUCCCAUGAAUCAUCCAGGGAGCUUCAAGACCUCGCUGGCAACGCCAUGACCUCGACUGUCGUUGGGACAGUCAUGCUCUCCGCUCUGAUUGCGGCUAGAAGCGUGUUAGAAGGAGGCGCAGAAAACCCCACCCUGCAAGCCGAUGCUGGUCCGAAGACAGCGUCGCCUAUGCCCACAAUCGAGGUAGGACACAAACUCGCGGCUACUGAAGAGAACCACAAUUGCACCGUCGAUGGAUCGGGUUUCGGGCCCAUUCUCGUGGCGCAAUCGGUGUUAGCCGCCCGUUACUGUGCUUGCGAAAGGCAGUCUCGGGUCGCUCCCGCUAUCGUCGAGUGCCAAUUAUGUGGACAUACUGCUUGCAGUUCCUGUGCCGGCAAUCCUCCACACGCCUAUGAACCAAAGGUUUUUGACGGACAACGGAUCCAGCCACUUGAAUUCGAUAAGAAGCUGAGGGAAAUCCUCCCUAUGCGGCUUCGCUUCGGCGGGGUCGGGGCAAAGGACCUCAAGCGUUUCGAACAUCUCAAGCGCCAAUUCCUCGGCAACGCUCCAGACGACACCUGGGAGCAGUAUAUCUCCUCUGUCCAGAGCGCCCUCCUCGAGGAGGUGCGUUUCACUGACAUCAAACGAACAGAGGUUUGGACUGUCUUCUUCGAAAGUGAAUUUGCGAGCCUGCGCCUUGAAAUUAAUGGCGAAGGUCCCCAGUGGCUGUUGUUCGCCAAGACCCCUAAACGUUCUCCGGCACAGUGCGUGCUGAGAGAGAUUCUCGCAAAGCCGAUCGCGAUAAUGCGACCCGAAACAUCCGAAUUGUUUGGUGGUGUAUGGGAAGUGCUUGAACCAAUUAGCACCGAGUUCGCUCUCCGAGUAAGCGGUUCAGGAAGCCAGGUGCGAUCAUACCUAGCUGAAUGUGGCCUGCUCGGAUCCAAGCAUACCGAACCUCGGGUGUGGUCACAACUUGAGAUCGAUUGCGACCAAGCGGAUGUUGAUCAUCUUGAUCAUGAUCUCCGUGGCACAUACGACCUUCUUGCCGAUUGUGGAACUGCUGAAGGAUCUUUGCACAAGAAGCAGUGCCAGGAGGGUAUGCCUCCCGUCUACUUGUUCUUAGAUCCUAGAAAGGCUGGUCCAAUCAUGAAUGAUUCGUUUGUGUUCUCCGUCGAACACCGAAGGAACCCUGGUUACGAAGUACGAAGAACCGUUGCUGAGCUUCCGCCUACCUGGCGGCCAGUGUCUGUGAAGACACACGACAAGACCUCGGCUUACGCACGGCGAUGCCACAAAGUCCCCAAAAUGGUCUUGGGCCCUAGUGAUGGCGAACCAAUCUUUUACCGUCACUUGGAUCUCAAGACUGACCUUUUCCUUCGCGGUGGAGACUGCCACAAUUCAUACAUCCCCUUGGCUUCUCUUUCAGCAGAUGACGCUGUGACCUUGGGCCUGACCGAGCGCCAGAAUACGCCGAUCAACCCGGAAAGACACCCGAAUGCAUUCCAAGGAAUUACCUGGGCCCUUCUACGAGUUGGGCAUGCGUCGUCUUUCCACAAGUGGAGAGACCUAGGGUUUGCUGCUCUUGCUACUAGUUGCCAGACCUGCAAGCCUGCUUGGCCUAAAAUCCUUUGGAGACGUGACCGGAAAGGAAAGGCCAAGCCCCAUGAAGAUCCUCAGGAGGCAGCGGCUUACGAGCGUGCCGUAAAAUCCAAACCGCCGCCCUUCAUGAUCUUCACGAAUGUUGAGCACCUCCAAGGCCGCAUAAUCUCACCCGGUGAGCUGCAGGUCGCAGUCAAUCUGCAGUCGAUGGCGCAUUCCGCACUUGGAAAGCUCGUCGACUUUGAAAGUCUCGACGGUGUCCACUUCUCCUGGCGACUGGUUUCAAAUGCAUAUGAUAUGGGCCGACAACGACUCCCUGCAUUCGUACUCCCGCACAACCAGGCCGAUGACCCCCAUGCGCAGCCACCGAAUUUCAAACGUCAGCUACGCACUGAACAGCUGCGGUCAUUGCGCUGGAUGAUCGCGCAAGAACCCGAUGACAUCAGGCCUUUCAUUGAAGAGGAAACUGAAGAAGCCUUCUGCAGAAUGAUGGCCUGGCGAGCUGAUGUAAAGGUCUUAAUCCCUCGACUUAUUCGUGGAGGAUUGGUUGCCGACGAAGUCGGAUUUGGGAAAACCGCGACAGUCCUAGGCUUAAUUGACUCCCAACACAAGGACGACAAGGAGAGACUGAGAAAUUCGGUGAAGAGUCCGGUGAAGAGUCCAAUUGGGUUUUUAGCCACAAACGCAACUUUGAUCGUUGUGCCCCCGCAUCUGCGCCGCCAAUGGGGUACAGAAAUCGACAAGUUCCUCGGCACUAAGUACCGAGUCGUGGAAAUCCCCACUAUGAGUGCCCUGUGGAAAGUCACUAUCGAAGACAUCCAGGACGCUGAUAUUGUUCUCGUUUCUUCGGGAGUUCUGACAAGCGCCGCUUAUUUUGACCGUCUACGGAGUGUGUCCGGCGUUGCACGGGUUCCAAUGGAGAACAAGGGCGCUCGCGUCCGCGAUCUUUGGUUCCGGGGUGCACUGAACACUCUGAGGGAUUUGAUUGUGACUCUAAACGCUUCUGAUCCCGAGCACUAUCUCGAAGAACUGGUGACACGACAUCGGAGGUGGAAGGAUAAUCAGGAAGCCUCGACGUACGAGCCAUCUCGUCGAUACAAGGGCAAGGCCUUUAUAGCCAAUGAGAAAAAGUUGCGUGAGGAAAAAGAACGACAGGAUGCAUCUUCUGUCCCUGACCCUCAGGACUUAAAGUCGGACCUGAAACCCGCGGUGGGUUCCAAGGUUGAAGAAGCAGAAAGGGAGGCCAUCACCAAGGAGUUGCGGACGCUUCUUAGCACUACCGCCAACAAACUCUCGAAGAUGAAAGCCCCAACCCUCCACGCUUUCGACUUCAACAGACUUGUUAUUGAUGAGUUCACUAGCUCGGACGAAGAUAAACAGCUUCCUAUUAUGGAAUUAUCUGCUCGUUCCAAGUGGAUUCUCUCUGCCACCCCUGACCUUGAUGAUUUCGCGGACGUAAAGAGCAUUGCACGCCACCUGGGCGUUCACCUCGGAAUUGACGACGACGCAGAUGUUUCGUCUCAUAACAAGAGACUGAAAGCAAAGAAAAACCAAUUGAGCAAUGUCGAGAAGUUUCUGACUUAUUCAGUGCCUCACAGCAAUGACUGGUACCAGAAUCGAAGUCUCCAUGCUCAGCGCUUUCUCGACCAAUUUUCCCGCCAGAACAUCGCCGAAAUUGAUCAGAUUCCCAUCGAGCUCCACAUGAUUUUGUCUGAACAAUCUGAUACGGAGCGGUACCGUUAUGAAGCCCUUUUUAACCGAAUUCGGUCGGAGAAAGGGCGACUUCGAAGGAUUCACAACUCUGACAAUGACAUCUCACUCAGUCGCUUGAACGAUCUCAUUCUCUCAAGCAAAUCUCCCGUGGAGAGUUUAUUAAAAGCCUCCAUCACCAGCAAGCUGAAGGACCACCCAUGGAGCAUCUCGGCCUGCAAUUCCCAGCUCAAUACACUAGCGAAGGGUUAUGCAACUCGGUACGAAAAGCUGCAGACUUUGCUCCGCCAAUACUACUACUUCAGGUCCCGACUAAACCCCUCUCUCCCUGUCUGGAAUGUCAUCAUGGAUGAGAUUCUAGGCAAUGACUACGGUGACGAACUGGUCCAGACACAGACCGCCAACCUCAUAUCUGAACUCCAUGCAGCUCACAACGUGUGGAUGAACGUCCAAGAGACGACUCCACCCGCUGUGCCGUCGAAGACUGGUCACGAAUUCCAGUCCCAAUGUGAAGAAAUAAUUGCCAAACACCGCAAGAAGACAAAAGAAGUUAAACCUAGAAAGAGGACUACUGCUCCCACUACUGCUCCCACUACAACCGCUGAUACGAACCUCGAUGAUACCCUUAAUGAGGACUUUAAUGAGAUCGAUGAUAAAUUCUAUGAUGAGACUUUUGAUGACGAUACGCAUAAUGACGACAAUGCCGAUGAAGCUCUACCAAAACCCAAGAAGCGAGCCCGAACUUCAGUGACCGUCCCGGUUCUAGAUGCAACCAUACAGUCUAAAAUCGCGAGCAACUUGAGAAAGCCGCUAACCACCGAUUCCCUUGAUACCAUUCGACUUAUCGUCAAGAAUAGACGCAACCAUCGAUUCCACGGCGCAAUGCUAGCUUUGCAAGAUAAUGAUGUCCCACCUUGCUCAAACUGCCAUACAACACCUAACAGCAUCCACGAUCUCACUGUGCUAAGAUCCUGCGGUCAUAUCCUCUGCGAAGAAUGUCUUGAAGGUACUGCCACAUCAGAAGUAUGCAAUAUCAACAACUGCACAGGAUCAGCUACCAAAGACAAGCAUGUCAAAGGCAGCGAACUUAACAGCCAAGACAUAAUCGUCCGAAGCAGCAAACUCACCAGCUUCAUUGAAUUGAUCCAUUCGAUCCCAGACGACGAAAAAGUCAUCGUCUUCGAACAAAAGGAAGACAUCCUCAAACUUCUGGUCCGAGCCCUUGAGUUGGAAGGAGUCCCCUACAUCACUCCCAAAACCGGACAAGCCGAAAAAUCAAUCGAAGAAUACAUAAAAGACGCCUCACCCUUCAAGGUGCUGGUUCUUCCUCUCGGAGGCGCAAUGGCUGCAGGCCUAAAUCUGCAAUGCGCAAACCAUGUUGUUUUCGUCUCGCCAUUACACACCACGACACAACACGACUACGAAGCCGGCAUGAAGCAAGCCAUCGGGCGAGCACGUCGCUAUGGCCAGAAAAAGACCGUGCAUGUGUACCACAUGCUUGUGAAGUUUACCGCGGAAGUCAACGUCUUCGAAGAACGGCAGGGGAAACGUGUGAUUGAGAGAGAUGGAUAUGGGAUUCUUUUGGAGGAUGAUGACGAACUUAAGGAAUUUGAUAUUGAGUGCACUGGAGAUCCCUUUGAUUGGGAAGCCACAGAUCCCCAGUGGGAAGAACCAGGCAUGACAUAG